GCAUAUAAUUUUGAUUUCUUUGACACAUGUACAUUGGUUUUUCCAUUUCGGAUUUGUUCCUUUUCUGCCUCUCUUCCUCUUCAUUCAAAUUGGGUAAUUGGUGUUUUUUCAUCGGAAGUUUCAUCUCCCCUAAUUUUUCUCAUCUUAUCGGUUACCGCGUCAUUUACAUAGUAAUAUAUAUCUCUUUCUUGUGUGCAAACCUCAGCAGAAGUCACUAUCUUGCAACUACUACUCACUCAGAUCAUUAGCUUCCUUUUUCUUCUACUAUUCACAUUCUUGGCCCAUAUACAUGUAUAUAUGUGAUUGUUUCCAUUAAUGGUGGAUAAGCAAGAACAUAGGUUAAGUGGAACUGGAACACUAUGGGUAAAGCUGAAUGAAGAUGACGACUAUAAAGAUGAAGAUAAAGUUCAGAUUCAGAGGAAGAAUAAUACUCCUAGUAGGAAUAUAUGUCAUGUGUGCAAUAAAGGGUUUAGCUCAGGUAAAGCUUUAGGGGGUCACGUGAGAAUUCACGCUCAACCCAUUCCCUGGGCCAAGAAACGAAAACAACAGAUGAAGCAACAAGAAGUUGAUAUUUUGAGGAAGAAGAAGAUGGGCCGAAAUCAACCACCAAUUACUUGUUCAAUUUGUGGUAAGAAAUUCGCAUCAAAGAAAUCAUUGUUUGGGCAUAUGAGGUGUCAUCCUGAUAGGGAUUGGAGAGGAAUUCACCCUCCUCCUACUGAUUUAUCAAAGGCUGUAGGUGGUUGGUCAGUUACUGCUAAGAGAGGCCGCAGGACAAAUUCUUCAUCAUCAUCAUCAGAAGAGGAGCAAUUACGCGAUGGCGUUCAUUAUCUUAUGCUGCUAGCCCAUGGACAUUCACUUAAAGAUACAGGAAAAUUGGAAACCACGAAUAGCAAUUACAAGACUGCUGACAAAGAGGAGGAAACGCAUAUUUGUCGGCCGAUAAAGAGGAGGAUGAAGAAGUUAAAGGAUUUAGGGUCCAUACAAGAUGUUUCCAUUUAUAACACAGUAAUUUCUACGGCUGCUACUAGCAGCUCAACAAAUAAUAUUACUACUACAAUGGAUGAUCAUGAGCCUCUACUAUCAUCAUCAUCAAGUCAAAUCUCUUGUGUUAGAAAUAAUACUAGUAGCAGAAUUCUGGAUUUUGAUCUGAAUGAAUUGCCCCUUCCUUCCUGAAGAUGAUGUUCAAGCUGCUGCCAGUGCCAGUAAUCAUGGGUCUGGUGAUUAAUUCUCACCUAACUGUUAACUUCUAUAUAUAAUUAGGAGCAAUACUACUACUAAGUGACAAGUACUUUUGGCGUACGUGUUUGAUAUUUCA
Molecule: messenger RNA, 1315 nt
Organism: Nicotiana tabacum (common tobacco)
Lineage: Eukaryota; Viridiplantae; Streptophyta; Magnoliopsida; Solanales; Solanaceae
Source: RefSeq, a predicted model, not a curated record